Messenger RNA from Oryza sativa Japonica Group (Japanese rice), 1495 nucleotides. NCBI's taxonomy places the organism in Eukaryota, Viridiplantae, Streptophyta, Magnoliopsida, Poales, Poaceae. The record is from RefSeq and is a predicted model, not a curated record.
GCGCAGGAGGGGAGGCCCGCGACUGAUCGCUUUUUAGCGAUUUCGGCAGAACCUAUCCCUAGCAGAUCUCCCUACUCCCAUCCCCGCCGGCCGCCGCCAUUCUGUUGGGGGUGCUGGGUGCUCCUCCUUCCCUUCUCCGGCUUGGCGAGCUAUACGCUCUCCUCCUUGCUGGAAUCACUCAUUCCCUCACAAUAGCAGCUGUACCUGGACCUAAGUUUAUUUUUUAUCUUGAAGUUCACUCCGAUAAUGGCCCUCUCUCGGAGGUUUCUGAAUCUGAUCAUGGACAGCCGCUUCCCAGAAUCCAAAUCGCUGCGCUGCAUCGACCUCACGCUCCACAAUUUCUUCAACGCUACUCCACCGAACCGAAACGGACCAGAGUCCAAAGUUGUCGCGGCUGAUGCCUGCAUCCAGAAGCAGAACAAUAAUAAGGAGGAGGCCGCCACCGCCACCGUAAGCAGCAUGGAUAGGAUUCAACUUCCAAGCCCCAUCUUCAACUUCCAAGCUUCACGUUCAGACCAGUCGGGACGCUGCUUUAUCUUUGAGGCGGAAGAAGACGCGUGGUUAUGCUGCCCUGUCUUCACCAGCCCAAGGAGAUACCCAUCUCCAUCUUCGUCCCCUGCCUGGAGGAAGCCGGUGACUUCGACGGUGGCAACCUUUACAUAAUGGAUAAGAGGAGUAAAACAGGAAAGUUAGGAAACAAUCAAUUCGAGGCCUUCAUCUACUGCCACUAUCGUGGAAGCAGCACCUUGAAGUCCUGGACCCGCCAGAUCCUCCUGCCACCGCCAUGUAUCUAUGACAGAGCAUACUUGGGCAGGUACCUGGAGAUCAGUUCCUAUGCUUUGCUUGGUGACGGCUCGAACAUCUGCAUCUCUGUAAAAGGUGUCGGCACCUAUUGUAUGGACAUGCGGAGCUUCACAUGGAGCCACCUCGGCAAAUGGAUGCUACCCUUCACCGGCAAGGUUGAGUAUGUACCUGAGCUCAAGCUCUGGGUUGGCAUUUCUGCCGACACCCAAGACUUGGCUGCUGCUGAUCUCUCAUCGAUGAAUUCCCAGCCACAGCUACUAGCUACUUGUAAGGAGUUUGACCAGCCAGAGGAAUGGAAGCGAUGCAAGGAUUCUCAACUUGUCAACCUUGGCUCGGGCAAGUUCUGCAUUGCAAGGUUCUUUCACAAUAAGACUCCCCAAGGGGACUCCGAUGAAUUAAUUGGGAAGAACAUUACUGUCUUGACCGGUGUGGAGGUGGUGCCGAGUGUUUAUCAUGCCAAUGGCAACGACAACAGUAGGAAAGGGGAACUCCAAAUGAUCCCUCAUAAAUCGAGAUUGUAUGCUGGCAGCGAUACCAUCUGGGCAGUGUUGUGAACAAGUUCGGACAUUCUCCUGUGCUGUCCAUUUCAUACUUCGAUGUAUUUUGAUAGUCACCUCUGCAGUGGUUUGUAAUGAAGUCAUGCUACCAUUUAAUGGCACUCUUAAUUUGUGUUAUCUCCUUAUAUGAGUGA